Periconia digitata is the source of this 1879-nucleotide messenger RNA. The record is from the annotation of a GenBank genome assembly. Lineage: Eukaryota; Fungi; Ascomycota; Dothideomycetes; Pleosporales; Periconiaceae.
UUCCGCCCCAACGUGAACCCUUAUCAGCGAUCUCCAAGUCUCCAAGGGGAGGUAGAGAUCGGGGAAGUCAUAGCCAGAGGGAAGCAAAGGAGGGUUCAAGGAUAGACUAGCCGUUGAGCCGUCGUGCAAGGGUUUAAGUAGGGGAGGUGAAGUGGAUAAGCGGCAUGUAGCUUCUUCAUAAGCAAGCCCAGUAUCUUUGUGAUCGUUUCGUUGUAGAAAUCUCCAUCGCUUCUCAGAGCCUGUUAGAUGGUAGAGAUUUCGUUGGCGCUUAGAGUUAGUGCAUUAUAAAAGAAUUGGUAGUAAUAUGUUAGGUUAAUAAUGAUGAUGCAAAAUGAUUAUGCUUAUUGGGAUCAAGAUGCUAUUUAUUUAUGUAUAGGGACAGCAUUGUGUUGGACUUUGAGUUUAGGUGAGUGGUUGAACAGUUUGCAGCCCACGUGGCUAAGCUUUUCGAAUAUUCUUAUGAUCAUUAUGGAUGAGUGGAAGGGAAGCCAAGUUGAUUGACACACAUGUUGAAUGGUUUGCAGAUAUAAUCAACAUAGUCGCCGGGGACCCUGGCCUAAUUUCCGCCGCUUUCGACAUUUCGCGACUCCAUCUGGAAGCUCCACCAUCGCAACCACCAUCCAUUGCUACAAACCCCCAGCUCUCCCUGCCACCGUCAACGACUCUCUCAUCGUCUCUCGGGCGCUUGCAAAUCCAUACAGCCGCGCGACAUCCAGUCCCACCCGUCACAGUCUUCGCAAUGGGCUCCAGACUACACAACGCACCGAUUGUGCUGGACAAUGGCAGCGGCACGAUUCGAGCUGGUUUCGCCGGACAAGAUCUCCCAAAGUGUUUCUUCCCCUCAUUUGUGGGACGGCCGAAACAUGUGCGGACAAUGGCAGGUGCGCUGGAAGGGGAUGUGUUCAUCGGACCACAAGCGCAGGCACAUAGGGGGUUAUUCAAGAUCAACUAUCCGCUAGAGCAUGGCAUUGUCACAGACUGGGAUGAUAUGGAGCGGAUAUGGCAAUACGUCUACACAGAAGAGCUGAAGACGGUCAGCGAAGAUCAUCCAGUACUUCUCACAGAACCCCCGUUGAACCCCCGAGAGAAUCGCGACGUUGCCGCACAGAUCUUGUUCGAGACCUUCAAUGUCCCCGCUCUUUACACCUCGGUACAAGCUGUUCUCUCGCUGUAUGCUUCGGGCAAGACUACGGGUCUUGUUUUGGAUUCGGGCGACGGAGUGUCACACGCAGUGCCCGUCUACCAAGGAUUCGCAAUACCAAAUAGCAUCAGAAGGAUAGACGUGGCAGGGAGAGAUGUAACAGAGCAUCUGCAACAGUUACUCAGGAAAAGCGGUCGCAUAUUUCACACGAGUGCAGAGAAAGAGACUGUCAAACUCAUCAAGGAGACGACGGGCUACGUGGCGUUGGACCCCGCCAAGGAGGAAAAAGAGUGGUCAGGAAACGCGCGGUCAGAAGGCAAAAGCGUCGAGUACACUUUGCCAGACGGACAGAAACUAAAGAUUGGUGCGGAACGGUUCCGUGCGCCGGAGAUUCUAUUCAAUCCAGAGAUCAUCGGCCUCGAGUACCCCGGAGUGCACCAAAUUGUGGUCGAGGCCAUCCACCGGACUGACAUGGACCUCCGCAAAGAACUCUACGGCAACAUUGUGCUGUCCGGUGGCUCAACGCUGACCAAGGGAUUUGGAAAUCGGUUGCUCCACGAGGUGCAGCGGCUGGCGGUGAAGGAUAUGAGGAUUAAGAUUCUGGCGCCUCCCGAGCGAAUCUACACUACAUGGACAGGUGGUAGUAUCCUAGCUGGAUUGAGCACAUUCAAAAAGAUGUGGGUUGAGAAGGACGAAUGGCAGGAGAAUCCGGACAUCAUCCACACCAAGUUCGCGUAA